Molecule: messenger RNA, 2877 nt
Organism: Manihot esculenta (cassava)
Lineage: Eukaryota; Viridiplantae; Streptophyta; Magnoliopsida; Malpighiales; Euphorbiaceae
Product: phospholipid:diacylglycerol acyltransferase 1
Exons: 7
Coding region: 450-2492 (680 amino acids)
Biological process (GO): lipid metabolic process
Cellular component (GO): cytoplasm
Source: RefSeq, a predicted model, not a curated record
UACACGAAACUGCCCCACAUCCCUUGUUAACCCCCCACAACAGAUUUUUGAAAUUUUCUGUCCAGAAAUCUAAAACCCAGAAAAUUAAUUAAAUAAAUUCUCCAAUAUCCGAAAAUAAAAUCUCAUUUCGUUCUGAAUUUUGCUUUUUUUAAUAUAAAAAUCCUUUUUUAAAAGCUCUUUUAUCCAUCUUUAUGGGAUAUAUUCUCUGGAAAUAAGGUUUACGUGCUGGAGCUGCAGCUUGAAAUUUUCUUUCAAAAAGUGUUUUUUUUUUGUUCUUUUUCUUUUUUAAAGUUUCUAAUUGAAUUGAAAAAAGUCUAAAUUUUACUAAUUUUUUUGUUGGGUUCUGUUUGUAUCUUAUUUCAAAAGCCAUUGGAAGUAUAUAAUCUUGUCCCCUAAUUAGAUCUCUGCAUUUUAUCAGUACUGUUCUUCUGGGGUAAUUGAACUCAGAAAUGCCUCUAAUUCGGCGCAAAAAAGCCACUGAGCCCAGCGAAAGCUCAGCAUCGGAUGUAAAAACACCAAGCGAGGAGGAAGAUGAUGACAAUAAAAAGAAACAGCAGAAGAAACCCACCAGUGGAAAAGCGCAGAAAAAGCCCGGAAUCAGACCGAAAUGGUCUUGUGUAGAUAAUUGCUGCUGGUUCGUGGGCUGCAUAUGCAUGGCUUGGUGGAUUCUACUGUUUCUCUACAACGCAAUGCCUUCAUAUUUGCCCCAGUAUGUCACCGAGGCUAUCACGGGUCCCUUGCCGGAUCCGCCGGGUGUGAAGUUGAGGAAGGAGGGAUUGAAGGCCAAGCAUCCAGUGGUUUUUGUCCCUGGGAUUGUCACGGCGGGGCUUGAGUUGUGGGAAGGGCACCAGUGUGCUGAAGGUUUGUUUCGGAAGCGGCUUUGGGGUGGAACUUUCGGAGAAGUAUACAAGAGACCUCUAUGUUGGGUAGAGCACAUGUCACUAAACAAUGAAACUGGAUUGGAUCCUCCUGGUAUAAGGGUUAGGCCUGUAUCUGGACUUGUGGCUGCUGAUUACUUUGCUCCAGGCUACUUUGUGUGGGCAGUUAUGAUUGCUAACCUGGCACGCAUUGGAUAUGAGGAGAAAACAAUGUAUAUGGCCUCAUAUGAUUGGAGACUUUCAUUUCAGAACACUGAGGUCCGUGAUCAAACAUUAAGCCGCAUGAAGACUAAUAUAGAACUGAUGGUUGCUACCAAUGGUGGGAAUAAGGCCGUUAUUAUUCCACAUUCGAUGGGUGUUUUGUACUUUCUGCAUUUCAUGAAGUGGGUUGAGGCACCAGCUCCAAUGGGAGGAGGGGGAGGACCAGAUUGGUGUGCAAAGCAUAUCAAGGCAGUGAUGAAUAUUGGUGGUCCAUUUUUAGGUGUUCCAAAAGCAGUUGCAGGGCUUUUCUCUGCUGAAGCAAGGGAUAUUGCAGUUGCCAGGGCCAUUGCACCGGGUUUCUUGGAAAAUGAUAUAUUUUCCCUUCAGACAUUGCAACAUGUAAUGAAGAUGUCUCGCACAUGGGAUUCAACCAUGUCAAUGAUACCAAAAGGUGGGGACACUAUUUGGGGUGAUCUUGAUUGGUCUCCUGAAGAAGGUUAUAUUCCUAGCAAGGGAAGGCAAAGAAACAAUGACAUCAAGAAUGGUAACCAAGAUGGGAUUGAAAAUGAUGUUUCUCAAAGAAAGAGUGUUAAAUAUGGAAGAAUUAUAUCAUUUGGGAAAGACGUAGCAGAGGCACAUUCAUCUGAUAUUGGGAGGAUUGAGUUUAGGGAUGCUGUUAAAGGUUGUAGUGUUGCAAACAAUACUUGUCGUGAUGUGUGGACAGAGUACCAUGAAAUGGGAUAUGGAGGUAUUAAAGCUGUAGCGGAAUAUAAGGUUUAUACUGCUGGAUCUAUUCUAGAUCUGCUUAAUUUUGUUGCCCCAAAAAUGAUGGAGCGUGGUAGUGCACAUUUCUCUUAUGGAAUUGCCGACAAUUUGGAUGAUCCAAAGUACGAACACUACAAAUAUUGGUCAAACCCCCUGGAGACAAAGUUACCCAAUGCACCAGAAAUGGAAAUCUUUUCCAUGUACGGAGUUGGCAUACCAACUGAAAGAGCUUAUGUUUAUAAGUUAUCUCCUGCUGCUGAAUGCUAUAUUCCAUUUCAGAUCGACACAUCAGCUGAUGGGGAAGAUGAAGACAGCUGUUUGAGAGAUGGAGUCUACACUGUUGAUGGGGAUGAGACUGUUCCUGUUUUAAGUGCAGGCUUCAUGUGUGCUAAAGCUUGGCGAGGGAAAACCAGAUUCAAUCCUUCAGGAAGUCGAACAUACAUUAGGGAGUAUUAUCAUUCUCCUCCAUCAAACUUGCUGGAGGGCCGGGGCACCCAAAGUGGUGCUCAUGUUGACAUAAUGGGAAAUUUUGCUCUAAUCGAGGACUUAAUGAGGGUGGCAGCUGGGGCUACAGGAGAAGAAUUGGGAGGCGAUCAAGUUUAUUCGGAUAUCUUUAAGUGGUCUGACAAGAUCAACUUACCAUUGUAAUUGCAAGGUGGUGCCAAAAUUUUUAAACCAGAAUGUGAGAGCUGAGGAUGCAACAAGUAAUUCCAUCAAAACAGCCUUAUUUUUCGCUUGUGCCUGUCCUGAACAUUAUAAUUCUUAAGCAAGGCACCUAAGUUUGUCUGGUCUGUCAUCUGAAAGUGAUUUAGAAGAAAGCUGCAAAUCUGGCUGCUGCAUGGCAGGUUCGCUUUCGAUGUGAAGUUGAACUGCAUCUGUUGUUAUUUAUUUUAGAUUAAUCAUGAUAUACAUCUUCUGUAUUUUGUAAUUCCUGCACCUGGAACUUCUAUUCUUCUACAAAUGAAAAUUAUAUACAUGUCCUUGGAGAUAGAAAGUUGGAACUGUACAUUAUAUCAAACUGAUUUGCUCUUGC